Schizosaccharomyces osmophilus is the source of this 1695-nucleotide messenger RNA. Its product is annotated as NAD-dependent malic enzyme. The record is from RefSeq and is a predicted model, not a curated record. Bases 1 to 1695 code for a protein of 564 amino acids. Gene Ontology annotation, molecular function: malate dehydrogenase (decarboxylating) (NAD+) activity; NAD binding. The transcript has a single exon. Gene Ontology annotation, biological process: pyruvate metabolic process; malate metabolic process. Gene Ontology annotation, cellular component: mitochondrion. Lineage: Eukaryota; Fungi; Ascomycota; Schizosaccharomycetes; Schizosaccharomycetales; Schizosaccharomycetaceae.
AUGAGCGUGCAAAAGAAGAUCAUCUCUUGUCCGUUGAAGGGUUCUGAGCUUCUUCGAAAUGCUCGCUACAACAAAGGUACAGCGUUUACUAAAACCGAGCGUAGCAAGUUGAGAUUGAAUGCCAAGCUUCCUCCUGUUAUAGAGACGUUAGAGCAGCAAUUAAAGCGUGCCUAUGAUCAAUAUGCAUGUCUAGGAGAUUCCUUGCAAAAACAUAUUUAUUUGUCGGAUGUGUUUGAAACAAAUCAAACGCUUUUUUAUGCAUUAAUUAGUCAUCAUUUGCCAGAAAUGUAUCCAAUCAUUUAUACACCCACCGAAAGCCAAGCUAUAAAAAAAUACUCUCAAGUAUACCGUUAUCCUAAUGGAUGCUACUUUGACAUUGAGCAUAAUGAUCCCAAGUACAUGAAAGAACAGCUUGCGGAAUUUGGAAACCCCAAUGAUAUCCAGUACAUUGUAAUUACGGAUUCAGAAGGGAUCUUGGGUAUCGGGGAUCAAGGAGUUGGUGGUGUUUUGAUUUCUGUAGCAAAGGGACAUUUGAUGACUUUGUGCUCAGGGUUAGAUCCUAAUCGAUUUUUACCCAUCGUUUUGGAUGUUGGUACAAACAACAAGGAUCAUCGAGAGGACCCCAAAUACCUUGGAUUGAGAAAAGACCGUGUGCAUGGAGAACUGUACAGUCGCUUCUUGGAGAAUGUUAUCCAUAGCGUUAAAGAGAAAUUCCCCAACGCCUUUGUACAUUUUGAAGAUUUUGGUCGCAUAGACGCUAAACCGGUUCUCGAUCGCUACAGUCCGAAAUUGCCUUGCUUCAACGACGACAUCCAAGGUACGGGAGUUGUGACACUGGCUGCCAUUUUUUCUGCCGUCCGCCUUACGAAGAGUAAUUUGAGCGAUCAAACGCUUGUGAUUGUUGGUGCAGGCACGGCAGGUGUCGGUGUCGCUGAUCGAGUCGUUUCUAGCAUGGUUAAAGAAGGAAUAAAGGUAGAAGACGCACGACAAAGGAUCUAUCUUUUGGAUAAAGACGGGUUACUUUUGGAUGAAGAUGCCGACAGGGCGACGGAUGGACAAAAGCCCUAUUUAAAGAAAGCGUCAGAUUUUUCCGAUAAGUCAUCUCCAGAGCAAAUAGAUUUAGAGACAACUGUUUCCAAAGCUCACCCGACAGUUCUCCUAGGUGUCUCCGGUCAAGCGGGUAUCUUUACUGAAAAGGUUGUACGGGAAAUGAGCAAGCAUACCGAUCAACCCAUUAUAUUCCCUCUGUCUAAUCCCACAGAUUUAAUGGAAGCAAAAGCAAGUGAUCUGAAUGAAUGGACCGAUGGAAAGGCAUUAAUUGCCUCGGGAUCACCAGUUCCCCCUGUAAAGCGUAAUGGAAAGGAUUAUUAUAUUUCUCAAUGUAACAAUGCUUUUAUCUUUCCUUCUGUUGGAGUUGCGGCUGUCUUGUCCGAAUGCAAGACAUUGUCAGAAGAAAUGCUUUUAGCUGCAGCGGAUGGCUUGGCUAGUACCCCAAGAGAUUAUUUCGCGUCUGAUGACUCUCUACUGCCAGAUCUUGGUCAUGUAAGAGAGGUGUCUCGCCAUGUCAAGUUUGCAAUUUUAAAGCAGGCAGUAGCCGAAAACAACUGUGCUGGUCAUGUUCCUAGCGAUGAAAAGGCUUUACGCGAGUGGAUUGAGAAGAAUGAAUGGUAUGCCGAAUAUCAAGACUAUGCAUAG